CUGAUAUCAUAUACACCCCUGCGCAUUGUAGAACAAUUUGUGACAGUUUUAUUAUUCUUGGAAAGUGUUUACGAGACGCAGAUCGUGUGUUGAUUAUCCUGGAAAAUAUAUUAAUCAAUUUUCGAAGGCCAUCCUAGCAAGAUGGAUUUCCAGAACCGAGCCGGUGGUAAGACCGGUGGAGGAGGCGUUGCCUCCUGGUCGGAGAGCAAUCGCGAUCGCCGGGAGCGACUGCGGCAACUCGCGCUGGAAACGAUCGAUCUGAACAAGGAUCCAUACUUUAUGAAAAAUCAUCUCGGGUCGUACGAAUGUAAGCUGUGUCUGACGCUGCACAAUAAUGAGGGAAGCUAUUUGGCCCACACGCAGGGCAAAAAGCAUCAGGCCAAUCUGGCCAGACGCGCAGCAAAAGAGGCGAAAGAGGCUCCCUCCAGUAUGCAACCAGAGAAACCCAGAAUCGAGCCGAAAAAGUUCGUGAAAAUUGGUCGCCCUGGUUAUCGAGUCACGAAGCAAAGGGAUUCGGACAAUGGCCAACAAUCGUUGCUGUUCCAAAUCGAUUAUCCGGAGAUAACCGACGGUAUUAUUCCCAGACAUCGUUUCAUGUCCGCAUACGAGCAGAAGAUCGAACCGCCGGACCGUAAAUGGCAAUACCUGUUAUUCGCUGCGGAACCAUACGAAACGAUUGCCUUCAAAGUUCCAUCACGGGAGGUUGAGAAGACGGAGGGAAAAUUUUGGACACACUGGAAUAAGGACGCCAAGCAAUUUUUCCUGCAGUUUUCGUUCAAGUUGGAACCUAAGCUCAUACCUCCACCACCUCCUAAUAUGCGUAUUCCACAUCCCGGUAGGCCAAUGUUCAAUCCGAUUCCACCACCGCCGAUGGGUGUAGUUCCGGUUCCGCAACACAUGUGAAUUUCAACGGAAAUGCAUACAUAUUUAUCAUUCGAUGUCAUCUCUCCGUAUGAGUUGAUUUAUUGUAACAGUAUGACAUCAUUAUCAUGUAUAGUGAUUUUAUAUUAUUGAUAAAGUUUUAGCGGAAAUACUUGGAAAAUUAGCUUCACAAAUACGAAUGACAGCAUUUAGUAUUUCAAGUUGGGGGAGUCUGCAUGACAAUAUGGUUUUGCAGAAGGAAAGAACACACUUUCAAAAUAAAAAUUAUGAAUGAGAAUUAUUUUUCUCAAAUCAAA
Messenger RNA from Toxorhynchites rutilus septentrionalis, 1178 nucleotides. It is a transcript of the gene Sf3a2, whose product is annotated as splicing factor 3A subunit 2. Gene Ontology annotation, molecular function: nucleic acid binding; zinc ion binding. Gene Ontology annotation, biological process: spliceosomal complex assembly. The transcript has 2 exons. Bases 142 to 903 code for a protein of 253 amino acids. The record is from RefSeq and is a predicted model, not a curated record. Lineage: Eukaryota; Metazoa; Arthropoda; Insecta; Diptera; Culicidae. Gene Ontology annotation, cellular component: U2 snRNP; nucleus; U2-type prespliceosome.